UCUGAGGGCUGAGGCAGCGUGGGGACGCGUGCGCAGUGCGCGAGCUGGCCGUCGUGGACGCCGCUCCGGGCAGCCAAGCCUCUGUGGCAGCCGGGGCCGCGGCGGCGCGGGUGCUCCGGGCCGAGGCCGCGUGUAAUGUUCAAGCUCAGCAAUGCCUUAUGUGGAUCGUCAGAAUCGCAUUUGUGGUUUUUUAGACAUUGAAGAAAAUGAAAACAGUGGGAAAUUUCUUCGAAGGUACUUCAUACUGGAUACCAGAGAAGAUAGUUUCGUGUGGUACAUGGAUAAUCCACAGAACCUACCUUCUGGAUCAUCACGUGUUGGAGCCAUUAAACUUACCUACAUUUCAAAGGUUAGCGAUGCUACUAAGCUAAGGCCAAAGGCGGAGUUCUGUUUUGUUAUGAAUGCAGGAAUGAGGAAGUACUUCCUACAAGCCAAUGAUCAGCAGGACCUGGUGGAAUGGGUAAAUGUGUUAAACAAAGCUAUAAAAAUUACAGUACCAAAGCAGUCAGACUCACAGCCUAAUUCUGAUAACCUAAGUCGCCAUGGUGAAUGUGGGAAAAAGCAAGUGUCUUACAGAACUGAUAUUGUUGGUGGCGUACCCAUCAUUACUCCCACUCAGAAAGAAGAAGUAAAUGAAUGUGGUGAAAGAAUUGACAGAAAUAAUCUGAAACGGUCACAAAGCCAUCUUCCUUACUUUACUCCUAAACCACCUCAAGAUAGUGCAGUUAUCAAAGCUGGAUAUUGUGUAAAACAAGGAGCAGUGAUGAAAAACUGGAAGAGAAGAUAUUUUCAGUUGGAUGAAAACACAAUAGGCUACUUCAAAUCUGAACUGGAAAAGGAACCUCUUCGCGUAAUACCACUUAAAGAGGUUCAUAAAGUCCAGGAAUGUAAGCAAAGUGACAUAAUGAUGAGGGACAACCUCUUUGAAAUUGUAACAACAUCUCGAACUUUCUAUGUCCAGGCUGAUAGCCCUGAAGAGAUGCACAGUUGGAUUAAAGCAGUCUCUGGCGCCAUUGUAGCCCAGCGGGGGCCCGGCAGAUCCACAUCUUCUAUGCGGCAGGCCAGAAGGCUGUCGAACCCUUGUAUACAGAGGUAUACAUCAAGAGCUGGUGAAUGCAGCACGAGCAUCCCCCCGGUCCUUCAGAAUCCAAACAUGCUUUCCGUCCUGCCAACGCAGCCGCCACCACCUCACAUUCCACAGCCUCUCGCAGCAACUCUUUGGUCUCAGCCUUUACCAUGGAGAAGCGAGGAUUUUAUGAAUCUCUUGCCAAGGUCAAGCCAGGGAACUUCAAGGUCCAGACUGUCUCUCCAAGAGAACCAGCUUCCAAAGUGACUGAACAAGCUCUGUUAAAACCUCAAAGUAAGAAUGGCCCUCAGGAAAAAGAUUGUGACCUGGUAGACUUGGAUGACGCGAGCCUUCCGGUCAGUGACGUGUGAGGCAGAAGUGCACGGAGCCUGCCUGCCUCUGCUGUCCUCAGUUUCCUUUCAUGAGGCUUCUAGCCAAAGAUGGUAAAGGGGAAAACGGUUUUUAGUGCGUAUAUUAUACUGCCUCUUAGGUGUACUCUUUAUAAGCUGGUAAACCAAGAAUCUAGGGAGUGGCCAAACUAAAUAUAAUUUCUUUAAAAAAGAAAGAAAAAGGAAAAAUCCAAAAUAUCUCAGUACUCUCUGUCUGAAGCAUUGCGUGUUCUCAUUCGGGUGGUAACAAUGUAUGUGUAAUAUUUUUUUCUUAGUGAUUUUGACAAUUUAAAUGUUUAACAACUUAAAACAUUAAAAAUGCUUAUUAAUAACUUUGGUCAUUUAAAAAAUGCUACAAUGACUUCCUAUUAAAGGUUCAAUAUUUACACAUUCUUAUUGGUCAAUAUUACCACAUGAAAUAUUGCCAAACCAAGAUACCUAAACUCAUGAUGUUUGUGGUGCUGUAAAAUUUAUACAACAAUGUGGAUGAUUUUGAAAUUAUAACCAUUUUUGAUGCCCUGAAUCUUGAGGUGACUUAUUUUGCAUAGAGGAUAUUAUUAGACCAACAGUAAGGGUUGUGGGUUAUAUCAGCAUAGAGAAAAGAAGAAAACUAGAAUUCAAACAACUGUGUCUUAGACAUUUGUUUGAAAAAGCUUCAUCAGGCCUUGGAGCAGUCAGUGCUUUAUUCAGCAAAAAUUAUUUGGUAGGAAAUUUUUGGGAGAUCUGAUUUUCUUAUCAAAGUUUUGUAAAUAGUUCUUAUUUCUAUAUUUGGAUUGGUGAAAGACCUCAAGUUUAUAUGUAAAGACAUAACUGCCCUUAGUCAUGAAAUUGUUGUGACCUCUACUUUUUGUCACUAAUAGCCUAUAUUCAAGUGCCUGUGUUUUUUCAUCUUGUUUAGGAAUGUUUUGAGAUUAAUGUGCUUAAAAGUCCUACGUGACUGGUUUUAAACAUUGGGAUAAAAUUAAUUUUCAGUAGAAUAGUUUAAUGUGUUAAAUAAGAUAGCAUUUUAUGUUAGAGAUACCAGAAUGCUGGUAUUCUACUACCUGUGCAAUAUAUUUGUUUUAAAAAACAAAUUCGAGAAUACAUUUAAUCAUAGGGAUAUAGACAAAAGCACCUCUCUAAAGAAUCUUUAGUUUCUGGUGUUGAAUUAUAGACCAGUUUGAGUAAGUACUGUUUGGUUUUUGUUUUGAGACGGACUCUCGCUCUGUUGCCCAGGCUGGAGUGCAAUGGUGUGAUCUCAGCUCACUACAACCUCUGCCUCCUGGGUUCAAACAAUUCUCCUGCCUCAGCUUCCCGAGUAGCUAGGAUUACAAGUGCAUGCCAUCACACCUGGCUAAUUUUUGUAUUUUAGUAGAGAUGGGGUUUCACCGUGUUGGCCAGGCUGGUCUCGAACUCCUGACCUCAGGUGAUCAACCUGUCUCAGCCUCCCAAAGUGAUGGGAUUACAGACGUGAGCCACCGCACCCGACCCAUAAGUACCGUGUUUGAGGUUCAGUCUUAAACAUUUGCUUUAAGAAAACAGUCUUGAAUUUCACAUGCUGCUAUUUUUAUAUUUUGCCAUUUUACAGUACUGUUUUGUUUUGAAUUCAUACAUAUCACUGAAAAUUUCUUGUUUUCAUUUUCUUAGAUGACUUCUUGUCUGAGACAGAGAAAAAAUUUCCUACUACAGCAGUGGGGUCCAGAGGUUAAGAUAUAUUAGAAUUAUACAGUAUCGGUUUAAAAAUCUGUAUGCAUAAAGAAUGCACCACUCAACUUUUUUAUUCAUAAGCUAAUAUUUUUUUAAAGUUAUAUUAGGAUUUUUUCUCUUUUGCAGCUACAUUUGAAAGUGAUAGCGUAAAGAGAUUUUAAUGAGUUAUCACUUUUUCUGCUGAUAUAUUCAUUAUAAUGGCUUUUUUGAAAGUUCCUUUUUCAUGAACACACCCGAGAAAUCUUAAAUAUAGACACUUUGCAAUAUUUCUAAUGCUGUUUAAUUUUGGUACAGCUUCCACAUUGCAUGUUCAUUUUAGCACAUUUUGGUAUUUGCAAUUUGAUAUAUUUCAUGGUGGCAAAAUAUUAGCUCUAUUUUGGGACAUUUAAAAAUAGAACUAUCCUUCUUCAAUAGCAUAGGAAAAUGUUCUUGUGAUUGUCAGGGUCUCCUAAUAUUUAUCUCAAUUCUUUUAUAAGUCUAUGGAAACUAUUUAAUUAUUUUCAAACGUACACACUUUUCUUGUAAAUAUGUCACAUCUGAGUUAAAAAAAAAUACUUUGAAUACCUUAAUAUUUGCUGCAUUUUUUUCCUGUAUAUAUAACAUGUCUUCUUUCAGAAUGGGAAUAUAUGUGUGCCUCCCAACAUUUACUGUUAAAGUCUGUUAUCUUUAUAUGUCAAACUGGUUGAACACUGUACUGACUUGAGAAUAAACUGCACAGAGUUUAUUCUGA
Chlorocebus sabaeus (green monkey) is the source of this 3871-nucleotide messenger RNA. RefSeq names its product pleckstrin homology domain containing A1 (gene PLEKHA1). NCBI's taxonomy places the organism in Eukaryota, Metazoa, Chordata, Mammalia, Primates, Cercopithecidae. The record is from RefSeq and is a predicted model, not a curated record.